AGUAUAUAAGUUCGAUUCGGUCGAUCACGUUUGAUCAGAAUUUCACUUUCAAUAUAUCGGCUGUGUUACGUUGUCUCAUUUUUACUUUAUCGCGCUAUUUCACUCUCUUGUGCCGAUAAAUCACAAAUAUGUGUAGAGCCCUCCAGAACCAUGAAAAAAAAUAGUUUCUAUUUACGUCAAACGGAACGAUGUAAAGGCAUCAACUCACGUCAUCCUCAUCCGUCAUUUUUUAUCUGCACCGCCCGCCAUUUCUAUUUAGUCGUGGUCCUACAAUGCCGGCUUCCUAUUUCUAUUACAUUUCUGAUAAGAACUGUGCUAUUUCAAGUUAUAACUAGCACACGAGUACAAUUCUCAUUGUUCCUCAUAUCCUCCGUUGCCUGAUAUCGGUUGAACAGGCAAGUAUUGUCUUUAACCUCAAGGGUUUUCGUACUGUGACAUGUAUUUCGAUUCGUUAUAAACUAUAAUAAUGUUUUGAACGUGUACUAUCUUAUCGUAUUGCAUAUUAGUUACCUACUUCCUUGUUUAUAACUGACCCCUGACAGUUUGAAGUGCAUUUUAGAUGAAUAAGUUGAAGUUACUUAAAAUAUGUUAAGGUAAAUCCCUAUUAUUAUUUUUAUUAUAAAGAGACUUAUCAGCUCUUUGCUUUCAGAGGGCAAACUGGAAAAAUGAAGCAGAUAUACAAAUACAGCCUCAGCCUGCUCUUGGCGUUAGCUGCAUACGUGACUGCCUCCAAAUACAUCUUUGACAAAGUGUUUGAUACAACACAAAUAGUCAUUGAUGAGUUAUUCCACAUCCCGCAAGGCGUGGCGUAUUGUGAGCGGAAUUUUACACACUGGGACCCUAAGAUCACGACUCUGCCAGGCCUGUAUUUAGUGUCCGCUGCCUUUCUCGGAACAUACAUACCUUGUGACACAUACCAUUUACGAUUAGUCAACUUAGUGGCUUCUUGUGUAAAUCUGCUCUUAUUUUCCUCAAUAUUAAAGUUUGUUUACGGAAGCAACACUGAAAGCCAGUUUAAAAUAGUGUUACAAGCAUUUAAUUUAGCUAUACUUCCGCCUCUGUAUUUCUUUUCGCAUGUGUAUUAUACUGAUACUCUUUCACUGACAUUUCUAUUGGCGUUUUCUCGGUUAUGUUUCACGAGUCGUCAUAAAUUUUUCAUUUUAGUGUUCGGUCUGUGCAGUGUUUUGAUGCGUCAGACGAAUAUAGUGUUUAUAGCAAUGGUGUUAGGUCACAAAGUGCUAGAUAUUAUGAUAAAGAGCUCAAGAGUAUUCGGCAAUAAGUAUUUAACUAAAACUUUGUUGGAUAAACAUUCUGUUAUCGCUCGGGAUGUUGAUGCUUCAAAGUUAAAACGGUAUUAUAGUAUGAAUGAUGUGUUUCUGGCAUUAGGGUACCAUAUAACAACAUGUUUUGGCACGUUUUUCAAGUUCCUAACAAAACAAGACUGGUUAAUAAUACUUACGCACAGUGUAACUCUAAUUUCGUUUAUAAGUUUUGUUUAUAAAAACGGUUCUAUAGUUGUCGGUGAUAAAAACGCCCAUGAGGCAAGUCUGCAUUUACCUCAAAUGCUAUAUUUCCUUAUAUUCUAUGGGAUAUUUGGAUUACCAUAUCUGGUGGCAAAAUUACCAUCAACUUUGAGGCUUAUGGCGAGAAAUAAAACUAAAAUCGUACUAUUUGGGAUUCUUUUUACUAUAAUAGUUCAUUUCAAUACUGUAACACACCCAUACUUACUUGCAGAUAAUCGGCAUUAUACUUUUUAUGUAUGGAACAGAUGGUUCGGAAAAUAUGCAUUUGCGAAAUAUGCAACUGUUCCCGCUUAUAUAUUUUUUCUCUUCAGUUUGUAUGAUAAUUUAAAAGACCAGAAUUGUAUUUCAUUCCUUUUGCCAUAUACUAUUAGUUUAUUUUUGGUGUUAGCGUUACAGAAAAUGAUUGAAAUAAGAUAUUUCUUAGUCCCAUACAUAGUUUUACGAUUAAGAUUUAUAAGACCUACAUAUAAAAUUGUUAUAUUUGAAUUUGUAUGGUAUUUGAUUAUUAAUAUUGUUACGUUUAAUUUGUUUUUCCAAAAGGAGAUAAUGUGGAAUGAUUUUGAUUAUGUGCAGAGAAUUAUAUGGUAAUGUUAAAUGCCUAAGUAUAGAAUAUAUAUAGUAUUUGAA
Molecule: messenger RNA, 2150 nt
Organism: Cydia pomonella (codling moth)
Lineage: Eukaryota; Metazoa; Arthropoda; Insecta; Lepidoptera; Tortricidae
Gene: Alg10
Product: putative Dol-P-Glc:Glc(2)Man(9)GlcNAc(2)-PP-Dol alpha-1,2-glucosyltransferase
Exons: 1
Coding region: 666-2111 (481 amino acids)
Biological process (GO): dolichol-linked oligosaccharide biosynthetic process; protein N-linked glycosylation
Cellular component (GO): endoplasmic reticulum
Molecular function (GO): dolichyl pyrophosphate Glc2Man9GlcNAc2 alpha-1,2-glucosyltransferase activity
Source: RefSeq, a predicted model, not a curated record